AUUCCUCUGCCUCUCUAUCAAUUCCUCCAUUGCCGUACAGAUUGCAGAAAUCCACAGCUUUUGUAGGAAUCAACAGUUCAUAACUCUUCUGGAACCAUCAUCAACCUCACUCUCAUUAUUACAAAAUCCAAAAUUAGUUACAGCUUCAGUAACUCCCUUGUUCCCUUUCUCCAUCAAAUUUGAAGCUUGAAAGCCAAGAAAAUGUCACUACAGAAGAGUCGCUUCUUUGAGUGUUUUUACUCUGAAAAAAUGGCAGAAUCAUUUGAGGACGUAAUCCUUGAGGAGAGAGAAGAGGUCAUGGUUUCACCUACAGGUGGAAACCCAACUCUCAGAAAUGCCCAUUUUUUGAAACCCAUUGUAACCUCCAUUGAUGGACCACCCUUGAAGCUCUCUUCGCUCUCUCUCUCCUCUGAAUCUGAGUGGCCAUUGAAGGUUUCCUUCAACGGAUGGCGAGACCCUCUACUUAAGUGGAAAACAUGGGUCGAUCGCAUGCAUUCUUUAUACCAAUAUGUAUGGAAAGAAGCUGGAAUCUAUGAAGCUAUCAUGGGUUCUACAUACAAAAUCUAUAGAAACUAUUAUUUGGUUUUUGGGCUUGCCGAGAGAUGGUGUUGGGAGACGAAAACAUUUGUGUUUCCUUGGGGCGAGGCAACGAUAACAUUGGAAGAUAUGAUGAUUUUAGGGGGAUUCUCUGUUUUGGGUGCCCCUGUUUCAAAGCCUCUUGAAACCCAAGAAUUGGUUGAAAUCGAAGAAAAUCUGAAGCAAGCCCACAAAGACCUUGUUAAAUCAAAAUCACAGAAGGCACAUCAUUUUCAAUGGAUUAAUUGCUUUAUGGGUACUGGAAGCAAAUUUGAACAUGUAGCAUUUCUUUCUCUUUGGUUAUCGAGGUUUGUUUUCCCUGGAAAUGGCUAUAACACUGUUGGGAAAUAUGUUUUUCCAAUUGCAAUUCACCUAGCCAGAGGGACUCGGAUUGCGCUUGCUCCACCUGUUCUUGCGAGCCUCUACAGAGAUUUGAGUUUAUUAAAAGAAGCCAUUUCUGCUUCAGCCGAGUUGGGUGGUGAUGAAAGUGAAAACAGCUUUUUAGCACUUAGUGUUUGGGCACCUUUGGCAUUGGUUCAAAUCUGGGGUUGGGAGAGAUUACCACCAUUGCAGCCAAAACCCAAUUUCCUAAACUUCGGCGAUCCAAGAUUGGCUCGGUGGCAUCAGAUGAAGAAGUUGAAUAUUGGGAAUGUGAGAUUGGCUAUAGACUCUUCUGCAGAUAGUUUUCUAUGGCGCCCAUAUGCCAUAGCUGUUGACAACUGGUUGAUGCCUAAGUUUUACAAAGAAAAAGAAGAGUGGGUAUCUGGCAAUCUUGUUUGGGAUGAAGAAUUUGAAUCUUUUGCUAGAUGUUUGAGGGUUUGUGAGCUUGUUGGCAUAGACUGCAUAGAACAGUAUCUCCCACAUCGAGUUGCAAUGCAAUUUGGGAUGGACCAGGAUCUACCAGGAUGGGUUUCUCAGUCGGAUUGGACUCCAGAAAUUGCCUGGCAGAAUUACAGCAGACCCAUCAGGGAUGUAAAACUGUACAUUCCACCUAGGCUCUUUGAGUCAGAUGUAACUAUCCAAUACGCACAAUGGUGGAAACAGUCAGUUUUAGCUCCACAGGAUGCUAUUACAGGUGUUGUGAGACGUCCAAGGACUUUGAGGAGAUCAAAAAGAUUGUGCAACAUAUCCGAAAGAAUGAAAGGAGGCAACGAAGCUGAUGUUCCUCCAAAACGUGUAGAUAUAGGAGGAAAUCAGAACACAAUGCUACACAAUUUGAAAGGAUGGAAAGGAAUCAACAAUGCUGAUGUCCCUUCUGACUUUCCUCCCAUGUGUGUAGAUGUGGAAGGAAAUCAAAACACACAGCUACAGAAUCUGAAAGGAAGAAAAGGAAGCAACAAUGCUGAUGGUCCUCCUGGCUUUCCUCCCAUGUGUGUAGAUGUGGAAGGAAAUCAAAACACACUGCUACAGAAUCUGAAAGGAAGAAAAGGAAGCAACAAUGCUGAUGUUCCUCCUGGCUUUCCUCCCAUGUGUGUAGAUGUGGAAGGAAAUCAAAACACACUGCUACAGAAUCUGAAAGGAAGAAAAGGAGGCAACAAUGCUGAUGUUCCUCCUGGCUUUCCUCCAAUGUGUGUAGAUGUGGAAGGAAAUCAAAACACACCGCUACAGAAUCUUAAAGGAAGAAAAGGAGGCAACAAUGCUGAUGUUCCUCCUGGCUUUCUUCCCAUGUGUGUAGAUGUGGAAGGAAAUCAAAACACACUGCUACAGAAUCUGGAAGGAAGAAAGGGAGGCAAUGAUGCUGAUGUUCCUCCUGGUUUUCCUCCCAAACGUGUAAAUGUAGAAGAAAAUCAACACACUUCGCUACACAACUUUAGAGACAGGAAAGGUGGCAGCGAUGCUUAUGUUCCUCCUGGCUUUCCUCCCAUUUGUGUAAAUAUUGACGGUCAUCAAUAUACUUUGCUACACAAGUUGAAAGAAAUGAAAGGAGCCAUCAAUGUUGAUGUUCCUCCAGGUUUUAUGCCAAAACCUGCCAGCGGGGUCGAAAAUCUUCAAAACCCUGUGGGAAUAUUGCAAGCUAAGAACAAGCAUCACAGUGGAGAGGAAAGACUUACUUGUAAUGACAAGCAUUUUCUGGCUGCUCAAUUUCAAUUUCUGUCAUCUUCAACUGCGAGUAAUGGAGAUUUCGUGAGGGAAUCAUUGAUGAAACCAGGAGAAAAGAUUAAGCAGGCGGAAGCUGCAACAGUAAAAUCAGAAACAGGCAUCGAACAUGAAAAUCAGAGCAAAGCUGGAAGUUCAAUUCAUUGCACGAUUAGCAUCAACCCCAAGAAGGCGAAGGCAGUAGCUCUGUUACUUCUGACAUACCGAAGGUGGAACUUGAGGAUCGAAUUAGCAAACUUGAGAGAAUGGUUGGCUGAAAUAGCGGAUAGAAAGGAAGAUGAGCUACUUUUUGCUUUCCAUGUUAGAAGAAAAACUCUUGAGAAAGUCAUUGGCAAAAAGCAUUCAGGUUCACACAGAAGGCCUUCAGAUUGGAAUAGUAGGAUGAUAAUUGCCGAAGGGGCUGCCAGAGGAUUGGAAUACUUGCAUGAAACAGCUAACCCUCCAGUGAUUUACCGGGAUUUCACAGUGUCUAACAUACCAGAAAUUCAUCAUUCUGUGAAAGUUUUCCAAAAUUGUGAUGAGAGCCUGGCAUUGAAAUUCACAAUGUUACCCAUUUUGAAGGCACAAACCUUUGUUCAAAAGACAAAAAGGAAGUUUGACGUACUGGCAGACCCAUUACCUGAAGGGAACUUCUACCCCAUUAGGGGCCCUUACCAAGCUCUUGCAAUAGCAGCAAUGUGCCUCCAAGAGGAAGCUAGUGUUCAGCCUUUGGUCAGCAAUAUAGUAACUACCCUUGAAUACUUAUUUAUAAGUAAGAUCGAUGAGGCGGUGGGUGCAGAAAUGACGAGGAUCGUGUUGGAGUUGGAUAAUUAG
This is a messenger RNA of Ilex paraguariensis (yerba mate), 3486 nucleotides long. Lineage: Eukaryota; Viridiplantae; Streptophyta; Magnoliopsida; Aquifoliales; Aquifoliaceae. The record is from the annotation of a GenBank genome assembly.